This is a messenger RNA of Euleptes europaea (tarantolino), 3453 nucleotides long. RefSeq names its product Rap associating with DIL domain (gene RADIL). Gene Ontology annotation, molecular function: GTPase binding. Gene Ontology annotation, biological process: substrate adhesion-dependent cell spreading; signal transduction; neural crest cell migration. NCBI's taxonomy places the organism in Eukaryota, Metazoa, Chordata, Lepidosauria, Squamata, Sphaerodactylidae. Gene Ontology annotation, cellular component: microtubule. The record is from RefSeq and is a predicted model, not a curated record.
CAGCCGCGACUCAUGACGUCCUCACGGGCUCUGUUUUAUGGCUCGCCUCCAGCCAUGUCCCCACCUUCCAAAAACAAAUUCAAGCGUCAGAGUCGGAUAUUUUCCCAGGUCUUGUACCGGACACUGAGCUAUAAGGACCGCAGCUCGGUGGCCGGCUACCCCGUGGAGAGCAAGGAUGAUCCGGCUGAGCUCUCCACCCAGAUCUCUGCCCCGGGGGUCCUCAAGGUGUUUGGGGGCCACAUCUGCGCGGGCACCCACUACAAGAGCGUCCUGGCGACGGCCAGCUCCAGCGCCCAAGAGCUGGUGAAGGAAGCCCUCGAGCGUUACGGACUGAACAAGGUGAACGCCGGCCAUUAUGUCCUCUGCGACGUCGUCGGGCGGUUUGUGGGUCCGGAGAAGCAGUGGCAGAUGGACGGCCUGCGGGUUCUCCGGGACAACGAGAAACCACUCUUGAUCCAGGACCUCUGGAAGCCCCGGGAAGGGUUCUCCCGGCGGUUUGAGCUCCGGAAGCGAUCUGAGGUGGAGGAGCUGGCGGCCAGGGACAGAGACACCCUCACGGCAGGUAUAAAUGCCCAGGCUCGGAAGCUCCAGCGGAACCGCGCCAAGGGAACCAUGACUCUACUGACGGGGUGCAAAAGCCACUCCACGCCGCCGCCGCUCCGGCGCACCGUCAGCGAGACCAGCCUCAACCAGGCCGGCACUCAGGUCGACGGCGAGGAGGAGCAGCAGCUCAGGAGGCAUUACUCCACGUUGCCGGAGACCCUUCGAUGCGUGGAGAGCACGAGAGAUGGGCAGCCGGUUCCCACGGAGGAGCAGAGUGGCAGUACCUUGCGCCACUCCCUUUACCAGUCUCCCCAUUUCCUGCUCUUACAGGGCUACAGCCAGCAACAUGACAGUUUAGUUUACCUGCUGAACCGCGACCAGCACACCGUGGGCCAAAGAACCCAGGCUAGCAAACCCAGCUUUAUCCUGUCAGCGCCCGACAUCCUUCCUCUUCACUGCACCGUGCGGAGGAUUAAGGUGCCUGGCCGCUCCCGCCACCAUUCAGAAGAAAAGCUGGUUCUCGAGCCGAUCCCGGGAGCCAGCGUCUCCGUCAACUUCUCUGAGGUGGGGCAAACAGUGGUCCUGCACCAUGGGGACCUGAUCUCCCUCGGCCUUUACUACCUGCUCCUCUACAAGGAUCCCCUGAAAACCCAGCCGUUGCCCGCUCAGACCCUGAUGAGGCUCAAAGCCGUGCGCCGGGCCUCGGAGCCAGAGCUCCCUUCCACCUGCAAGAUGUGCGGCAGCCAGGUGAGAGAGAAGCCCUCCUCUUCCAAGAAGCAAGGGCCCCCACCCCCUUCCGGCCGGAGAGCCAGCCGACGGAAGCCGCAGCUGGAGUUCGACAAGGCCAGCGAGGACGUGCUGCUGCGGAGAAUCCUCUCCCUCCUCGAGCCCACGGGCGACGACCACAAACUGACCCCCGCCUUCCUGCUCUGUCUCUGCGUCCAGCACUCGGCCAACAACUUCAGGCCAGGCGAGUUUGGGCAGCUGCUCCUCAAAGUGGCCAAGAUGAUCCAAAAGACGGUGUGGGAGAAAACGAACGAGCUUGCCGGGAAGCAGAGCCCACACCAGGAUCCAGCAUCCCUCUCCCGUUUCACCAUCGCAGAUCUGCUGCCGGACUUGCAACACAUUAUCUUCUGGAUGUCUAACGCCAUUGAAAUCUUGUACUUUGUCCAGCAGAGAUCCCCCGUCUACAUCCAGAACAUGGAAGAGGAGAUGGACAUCAAAGGUUCGAAGGAAUCGCUCUUUUCCUUAACAAUCACGGCCAGUGAGGAAGCCAUGACUGUUCUUGAGGAAGUCAUCAUGUAUACCUUUCAACAGUGUGUCUACUACAUCUCCAAGUCGCUGUACGUGUCUCUCCCCGUCCUGCUGGAACGCAACCCGUUCCAAAGCGAAGGCCGCGACGGCUGGCUGUCCUCCCCGCCGCUGCCGGAGGAGAUCCGCAAGGUCGUGCUGAUCUACCAGGCCACCCUGGACCUUCUCCACCAGUAUGACGUCCACCCGGAAAUCGCCUCCCAAAUGUUCGCCUAUCUCUUCUUCUUCUCCAACUCCAACACCCUCCUCUUCAACCAGCUCAUGGAAAAAGGCUCUUCACUGGGCUGCUUCCACUGGUCGAAAGGCGUGAGGGUCCGGGCCACUUUGCGGCUCCUCCUGGAAUGGGCCCAGAGCGUGGGCUUCGGCCAGCUGGCGGACCAGUUCUUCAACAAGCUCUCCAGUGUGGCAAGCCUCUUGGCCAUGCCGAAUUCUCAGCUGGUCCAGAUGACCUGGCCCAUGUUGAGAACGGAAUUCCCGUCCCUGAACGCCGCUCAGCUCCACCACAUACUGACCCAGUACCAGGCCUCCUCCGACAUGGGAUGCGUACCCGGCUGGCAACCUGGCAAAGAAGAUAGUCUGGGGGCUUUCAGGACAGAUGACAUCCUGGAGUCAUUCGACAGCCACCCCCCGAUCGUGUUGCCCAGCGGGGGGUUCAAGGUGGACCUGGAGGUGGAACACCUGGACGACAACGUUUACCGCCACCUCCUCUACAUCCGUCACUUUCUGUGGAGUCUGCGCAGUAAAAGCCCCUACCCUGGCGACUCCCCGGAAGCCGAACCCCCAAAGACAGAAACCAUCAGCUGCCAGACCACUCCCCUCGUUUCUUCAGAGACUCCGCCGGAAUUGCUGCCAGCAGGAAGCUCCCUCGGCCGGGCGAACCGCAGGCGGCCGCCGAGUUGUGCCGAGCUGAGGGUGGAAGGGGGUCUCCCUGCGGUCACAGGUAUGAACGGUUCGGCCCGGGAUUACGACCUCUGCGAGACACAGAUCCAAGAGAGCCUCCAGCAGGUACCCCUGCAGGCCCCGCAAGGGAAGACCGGCCCCAAGCCCGUCGUGAUAACUGCCGACCCCUCUUGCUUGCUGACCCCGCCGAACACGCCCCUCACCUUCGACCCCACAAGUCUCGACUCGACUCCCGAGGGCAUCCCUGGGAAACCCGUGGCAGAUCCUCGGAGGAACGGGCUGAGCGGCACCAAAACCACCAGCCCCGAAGGCUCUUCGCCGACCCCCUAUGACUUCCCCACUCCUGCCUCCUCCAGCCGCAGCUCUGCGACCGACGAUUUCUGCUACGUCUUUGUGGUGGAGCUGGAAAAGGGGCCCAUUGGCCUGGGCAUGGGGCUGAUCGACGGCCUGCACACUCCCUUGAAUUCCCCCGGUAUCUACAUCCGGACCUUGAUCCAAGACAGCCCCGCGGCUGCCGACGGAAGGCUCUCCAUCGGGGACCGCAUCCUGGCCGUCAACGGCACGAGCCUCAUCGGUUCUGAUUACCAGAGCGCUGUGGACCUCAUCCGAUCAGGAGGGAAGAAGCUGAGGUUUCUGGUGGCCAAAUCCGACUUGGAGGCAGCGAAGAAAAUCAGCUUCAAUUCUUCUCCGACUCCGUGA